AUGAACGCUCUCGGCCUUGUGCUGCCCGUCCAGUCCCGAGCGCGGCCAAGCAUGGCGAUCCUCAAGGUCAACACGACGGCUCGGCUCUCCUGCCACACCCGAUACCUCGUCCUCCGUGUUAACCCCACCCAGAGGUGCCUGGCCUACACGUACAACGGCCUCAGCAGGUGCCCGAGGUGCCUCUGCCUGCAGAGCAACCCGCAGGCCCACAGGCGUGUGUGCAAGGGGAAGCUGCGCGUCAGGUUGCACGGCACCUCCUGCGAGAACCGAUGUGGUCUACUCCUCUCGAGCCCAGCCCAGGCGAAGCGCCACGCCGGCUCGUGCGAGGGCCUCCUCAUCGAGAGGGACAGGUACAACACCCAUGUCUGCCCAAAGUGCCACGUCGCCGGGUUCGGCCCUACCGUGAUCAGCAGGCACAUCCUCAAUUGCAGUGGGAGUCGUGCCCAGACGUUGGCGUCGUACAGUAACGCGCAGGUUAUCCACAGGUGCGAGGGCUGUGGCGACCAUUUCUUCUGGAACGCCCUGAGCACCCACGCCUGCCAUGUAUUUGGCGACCCCUUGUGGCUCGGGGAGAGCGCCCCCCCGGACACCACAAAGUCGUACAUCCGCUGGUGUCGUGAGCGCGGCCUCACCCUGGGUGGCUGCCCUGGGACGAUGCCCGACGUCAUAAGCGACACCACGAUCUCAAUUCCCAGCUCACCCGAGGAAUCGCGAAUCGGGCCUGGCGUGCUGCUUGAAGAAGAAGACCUGUCUGACGAUGAGGAUGUUUGGAGCGACUGCAGUAGCUGCGAGGAGGCGCGUGAGGAGAAGCAUACGAAUGAGGACAAGGAUAACGAUCAGGUUGAGGAUGAGGACAAGGAUGAGGACGAGGACGAGCACGAGCACAAGCACAAGCAGGACCAUUGUCAUCUGCUGGCCGCCGCGGGUAUCACAUUCGAUGAGUUCAAGCCCUCGACGUGCCAGGGGAUUGUCUGGAGGCAUGGCUUCUUCCCCUGUCCCUUUGGCACGACGAUCACCGUCGAGAACGUCAGGCUCUGGCGGAUCACGAUCGAGGGCAAGGCGUUGGUCCAGCUUGACUUGUUUUGUAAGAUGUGCGCGGGCAUCAAGUGUUCGGUCCGGGAUGGUCUGCGUGGCAAUCAGGACUUGGAGGUGCCCGUCUUCUUUGUUGAUACUGAAUCCGUUUACAACCGGCUUGAGCGCCGGUUUCUGGUUUGCCAGCUCGCUCUGCGCUCCUCCUCGUCCGGGGACCUACUCCUCUCAACCCUUGUCGACUACCAGCUGAGCUUCCGCCAGCUCCGGGGGAGGGUCCACCCGAGGAUGUGGCCGAAGCUCGCUCAGCUCUACCAGUUCUCCGGUCUCGAAUCCAGCACCCACGGCAUGACGACCGACCAGGUCGCCCGCCAGCUGGCUGACCUCGGCAUGUCGCCCAGCUUACACCUGGUUGAGUGGUCACUUAGUGGGUUUAACCUAAGGGCGCUGCAGGCGACAUUUGGGCCAUCCAUCUUCCCGAAGACCGCCUUGCUCGGCCACCACUUGUGGAGGAGCCUGGGCCUGAAGGGCAGCGUGGCCUUGUAA
Messenger RNA from Diaporthe amygdali, 1575 nucleotides. RefSeq lists its product as uncharacterized. The transcript has 2 exons. The record is from RefSeq and is a predicted model, not a curated record. Bases 1 to 1575 code for a protein of 524 amino acids. Lineage: Eukaryota; Fungi; Ascomycota; Sordariomycetes; Diaporthales; Diaporthaceae.